UGCUAGAGUUGUAGUGUUCAACCUGCACGUUCAUGGCCAUGGCGCGGUACACGCGCACGUUCAUAAUGUCUCCAAAUUACGUUUGAGGACACAUUGCGGAAUGUCGAAGGACGACGAACUGCCUCUUCGAUAUCACAUUGCACACGAGCAGUCUGUGGAACAGGACAAUGAAAGGAACUCCGAUAGCCUGCAGUCUACGAACCCGAUGUCUGUGGAACAGAACAAUGGGAGGAACUCCGAUAGCCUGCAGUCUACGAACCCGAUGUCUGUGGAACAGAACAAUGGGAGGAACUACGAUAGCCUGCAAUCUACGAACCCGAUACCAACCAGCGAAUCGGCUGAAUCACCACAAGUCGUACACCGCUUUAAUGCCAAUCUUCCUAUUCUGACAACUCUAGCCAUAGCCUGCGUUCUGGAGUUAGGUCUCCUACUGUCGUUAGCCUUGGUACGACGGUACGGUGCUGGUAACGGGGCAGCAGUGCAGCCGGGCUUCUCCCACAUGACCGCCCCAUUCCGAAACUACACCACUGUUUCGGACGCUCCUCCUCUUUGCAGUCACAUCCCAGGCAAAAUUUACGCUCGCAAAGGCACGGUGGCCGACUGUGCCGUUGCCUACGCCUUCUGCAUGGCUGUCGUAGUUCCUCAUAGGAUGGGCCUCGGAGGAGGAUUCUUUGCAACACUCUACAUAAGGAGCAAAAAGAGCGUCGUCGUUCUGGAAGCGCGUGAGGCGGCACCGAGGUCAUUAAAUGGAUCGGAUUUCGAUUACUCUCAUUCUACAAAGAAAGGCGCAAGAGCUACCGGUGUGCCAGGAUUUCUGCGGGGUCUCGAGGCACUCCACGCCAGAUUCGGGAGGCUGCCAUGGUCUUCACUUCUAGAGGACGCUGUGAAACUUGCACGGUUUGGCUUCCCUGUGUAUCGAGAGUUAGCCACCGUACUCGCAAAGUAUGGCGAAAUCAUUCUGCAGCGUCAGACAUUAAAACAUAUAUUCCGCAACCCGGCCACUAAACAGUUAUAUACAGAGAACGAAACACUGAGGCAGCCUGCCUUGGCAAUGACGCUCCUAGCUAUUGCUAAAGAGGGAUAUGAAGGUUUUGCCCACGGGGAUUUUGGAGCCAAAUACGUGAAAGACGUCACGGAUAACGGGGGUCUUCUAGAACGGGAAGACAUGGAACGCUACAACGCUGUCUGGAAGGCGCCUACGACGUCAGUCUACCAGGACGGUUCGGUAGUGAUGAGUCCAACUCCCCCUGGAGCCGGACCUCUUCUCGCGUUCAUACUCGGCACGAUGGAUAUGUUCCGGAUUUCCAAAGACGCAUUACUGGAGGACAACUCUCUCUCCUAUCACAGACUCCUAGAGACGUUCAAGUUCGCCCAUCCGUUUCGAGACGACCUCGGUGACAGUAGCUACGAGAACGUCGCAGACACUGUGCGUGACCUUUCUUCCAUGGGUCAAGCGCUGAAAACGAACAAGCGCAUAGCUGACUCCUCCACCUUUCCGGAUGCCAUCUUUUAUGUGUUCGACAUGCAGCAGUUACACGAAACCUGGGCCGUGGCUUCAGAGGCAUCGACGACUUCGAAGAAUAACGACGUACACAGUUACAAUGAGUUUCGAUGGCGCCCAGUCUUACACAAGCCUCACGGGCAAAAUCAUCGACGGAAGAAGCCCAAGAACGUGGACAUCAAACGAGGUGCCGCUAAUGCGGUGUUCACCUCUCCUGGAGGCGACGUCUUAGCCUUUUCCGGAAGCCUCGGCAUGCUUUUUGGUGCCAAGGAGGCUUCACACUCGACAGGAAUAUUGCUCAACAGCGCCUUGGCAGCAUUUACUCCGAGGCUCAGGGAACGUUUCUAUGGGCACGCGGGUGUGUCCUUGAAUCACGCCAAGCCUGGGAAGCGCCCCAUGGCAGCCUUAGCACCGACCAUUGUACUGGGCAGAGAUGCAAAGCCCAUUGCUGCAGUUGCAGCAGCCGAAAUCACCGAUACACCUCAGUACGCGGCUACGAUUCUUUGUCGACUGUUAUUCAUGAACAAGACGAUUAUGGACGCCAUUAGCGAGCCGAAAAUACGUUUCCGUGCCAACGUCAAGGGCGCUCUGUACGAUGCAAAACUUCGGCAUGAGAUUUUUCAGGACCUUCAGAACAAAGGCCACAAAAUGCUCGUACUAGAAGAUACUAUUACAAAUGCCGUUGGCAUCUUUUGGGACGAAGACGACGACAUAUAUCCGGGGAUAAAUGAAGGCAUAGGAGGCUACUUUGAUGGUGAUUAAAAUGUGUCUCUUAAGGUCAA
Ornithodoros turicata is the source of this 2283-nucleotide messenger RNA. RefSeq names its product scoloptoxin SSD14-like. Lineage: Eukaryota; Metazoa; Arthropoda; Arachnida; Ixodida; Argasidae. Gene Ontology annotation, biological process: glutathione catabolic process. The record is from RefSeq and is a predicted model, not a curated record. Gene Ontology annotation, cellular component: plasma membrane. Bases 101 to 2263 code for a protein of 720 amino acids. The transcript has 11 exons. Gene Ontology annotation, molecular function: glutathione gamma-glutamate hydrolase.